AUGCCGCUAACAGCCCCUCCAUGGUCUCAGAGUCCUCACACUCCAGCAGGCACCGCUCCAAAAAGCCAGCUCGGGCCCUCUUACUAUUAUCUUGCUGCGAGGUUACAACUAAGGAAUGUUAUUAAAGCAUUAUCAAUGAUACAUACAAUUGAGAAAAUUAACAACUCAACCUUUUUACCAGGAAUUACAUUGGGUUAUGAGAUAUAUGACUCCUGUUCUUAUGUUGAAAAAGCCAUUCAGUCCACAAUAAAAUUAUUUCCUGAGUUGAAUAAAAUGAACAACAAUUCCCAGUGCAAUAAUACAGAAAUAAUACCUUCAGUUAAAGCAGUUAUAGGAGAAAUAUAUUCAGAAAUCUCAGUUGCUGUUGCAAGGAUUCUAAGUCUUCACUUCAUACCUCUGGUGAGUCCCGCUUCAACUGUCACAUUUCUCAGUGAUACUUUGAAGUUCCCUUCAUUUCUACGUACUGUUCCAAGUGACAAAUAUCAAACACAAACUAUUGCUAAGCUUAUCAGAGCAUUUGGUUGGAACUGGGUUGGUGUGAUUUCAAGUGAUGAUGACUAUGGACGUUCAGGACUUGACUACAUAAACAGAUUUCUGGAAGAAGAGAGAAUAUGUAAAGCAUUUUCUAAAAUUGUUCCAUCAAAUGUGGAAUAUCCUUCUAUGGCAAAAGAAAUAAACAUAAUUCUUAAUGAGCUUAGCAACUGUACUGCUAAUGUUGUGGUCAUUUUUGCAAACUCACCAACUAUCAUUAAAGUUUUGCAGGAGUGUAUAAGAAGGAAUAUUUCCAGAACAUGGAUUGCAAGUGACAGUUGGUCAAUCUCCAGAGAAGUUUCUAGAAUAAAAAAUAUUAAUAAAGUUGGAACUAUACUUGGAAUUGAUUUUGAAGCAAGGCAAGUACAGGGGUUUGAUGAUUAUCUGAAAAACCUCCAGCCUCCACCACAUGGAGCAAUAAAUACAUUUCUUAAAGCGUAUAAAGAGCUACGAUUUGGCUGUACUGAUGACUACAAGAAAUACCUGGAUUGUAUUAAUUCUUCUUCUAAAUAUUGUCCUCAGACAGAUUCCAUAAGCCAGAAAUCUGCCUUGGCAUGCAGCGUGGGGAAUAUCAACCUUGCAAAUGAUGACUAUUUGGUGCAACAUAUUGAAAUUAGUACAACGUACAGCACUAUUUUAGCUGUUACAGCCAUUGCUCAAGCUGUCAAAAAUAUAAUGUGCAGCAAUGGAAACUGUGAAAAGCUUAAGAGUUUGCCACCUCAUGAGCUUCUUGAUGAAAUAAGACAUGUUCAGUUGACCUACAAUAAUAAAAAUAUAUCCUUUGAAGAUCAUGGAGAUUUUUUGAAUGGCUAUGAUAUUGUCAACUGGCAUACAGUUGACGGUUACACAAGUUUUAAAAGAGUUGGAAAAUAUAAUAUUCUAAAAUCAGAAAUAAAGGUAGAUAAAUCCCUUAUCUUCUGGAACACUAAAGACAAUGAGAUACCCAUGUCAAAUUGUUCAAAACCAUGCAAACCUGGAUUUUACAAAAAAUAUUCCAUCAUUAGCUGUUGCUAUGAUUGUAUUCCUUGUCCAGAAGGACAUUAUACUUCAGCAUCUGACAUGAAUGAAUGUCUGAUGUGUCCUUUAGCCCAGUGGUCAAAUAAUGGAAGCUCUAAAUGUGAAAACAGGACAACUGAGUAUCUACAAUGGAAAAACCCAUUUGCUGUUGCCCUCACAAGCUUUGCUGCUUUUGGAUUCGCUCUGGUUGUACUAACGGGGGUCUUUUUUAUAAAGUAUUCAGAUACAUCAGAGGUUAAGGCAGUAGGAGGCAACUAUACUUACCUUCUGGGGAUAUCACUGUUAGUCAGCUUGGUCAGCAUUGUGCUCUUUAUUGGUUAUCCAACAAAUAUUAUCUGCAAGUGCAGACAAAUCGUUUAUAGUAUCAGCCUCACCCUUUGUGUUUCCUGCAUCUUAGUCAAAUCUUUAAGAAUAAUCUUAGAUUUCGAGUCCUACAAGAGUGGUAAACCUACACCAGCAUUAACAUAUCAGCCUGUGGUUCUUAUUGCUGUGUUAACUGGUCUCCAGUUCUGUCUUUGUAUGUUAUGGCUCAUUCUAAAAGAACCCUUUGUUAUAGAAGUCAACAUAAUACCUAAAAUUAUUAUUGCACAAUGUAAUGAAGGAUCGUAUGUGGCCUUUGGUAUCAUGUUGGGCUACAUUGGUUUCCUUGCACUUGCUAGUUUUAUUCUAGCUUACAGAGGGAGAAAAUUACCAGAUAAAUACAAGGAGGCCAAAUGUAUCACAUUCAGUAUGCUCAUCUACAUGUUUGUAUGGGUUAUGUUUAUUCCAGUUUAUAUGAAUGUUAAUGGAAUAUACCGACCAGCAGUACAAGUUGUGGCCAUAUUAGCUUCAAGCUUUGGGAUAAUUUCAUGUCAUCUUGUACCUACCUGUUACAUCAUCUUGUUGAAAAGAAACAGCAUCAUUAAACCAAAUUGUGAUAAAAAAAACUACACACGGGAGACGCAAAAUGGUAUUGGUGGCAAACUUUCUUUAAGAAGAAGAAGAAGAAGCUAUUAG
Messenger RNA from Bombina bombina (fire-bellied toad), 2544 nucleotides. Its product is annotated as G-protein coupled receptor family C group 6 member A-like. Bases 1 to 2544 code for a protein of 847 amino acids. The record is from RefSeq and is a predicted model, not a curated record. The transcript has 6 exons. Gene Ontology annotation, biological process: G protein-coupled receptor signaling pathway. NCBI's taxonomy places the organism in Eukaryota, Metazoa, Chordata, Amphibia, Anura, Bombinatoridae. Gene Ontology annotation, cellular component: membrane. Gene Ontology annotation, molecular function: G protein-coupled receptor activity.